AGGCAGGAGUUGUGGGUGUCUCUGAGAGGGAAAAAUGGCUAGUGCGUCAGUGUUGGAGGAGUUAAGCUGUUCUAUAUGUCUGGAUCUACUGAAGGACCCAGUGACUGUUUCCUGUGGACACAGUUUCUGUUUGAACUGCAUUACAGGCUGCUGGGAUCAAGAAGAGCAGAAGGGUGUUUACAGCUGCCCCCAGUGCAGACAGACCUUCACUCCAAGGCCUGUUCUACGCAGAAACACAAUGCUGACUGAAGUUAUAGAGAAGCUGAAGAAGACCGAACUCCGAUCUGAUAUCAAAGUUUCUUCUAAUGCUAAACCAGGUGAUGUGGAGUGUGAUUUCUGCACUGGGAGAAAACAUAAAGCCAUCAAGUCGUGUCUAACAUGUCUGGUUUCCUAUUGUGAGGUUCAUAUUCAGCCUCACUAUGAAGUGCCUCGCUUUAGCAAGCACAAACUGGUGAAUGCCACCUCACAGCUACAGGAGAAGAUCUGCUCUCAGCACAACAGGAUCAUUGAGGGGUUUUGUCGUACAGACCAGCAGUUAAUCUAUAUGAUGUGUUCUAUGGAUGAUCAUAAUGGACAUAAAACCGUCUCGGCAGCAGCAGAACGGACUGAGAAGCAGAAAACAUUGUUGAAGAUGAAGGGGAAUAACCGGAAGCAACUCCAUCAGAAGGAGAAGGAGAUGGAGGAGAUGAAACGGGCUCUGGAGACUCUGCAGGCCUCUGCACAGGAAGCUGUUGAGGACUCUGAGUGGUUGUUCACUGAGCUGAUCAGCUUCAUGGAGCAAAAGCGCUCUGAGGUGACCGAGUCGAUCAGAGCCCAGGAGAGGGCAGAGGUGAGUCGAGCUGAAGGACUCCUGGAGCAGCUGGAGUUGGAGAUCACUAAACUGAAGAGCAGUAAUGCUGAGAUGGAGAAACUUCAGCCAAUAGAGGACCCUGUUGAUUACCUCCAGGUUUCAGGAUUGGGGACAAAGUCCGAGUGAAGGCUUCUGUUAAAAAUGCAACGUACGGCUGGGGAGGCCUCAAUCGCCAAAGUGUGGGUGUAGUCAAAUCUCUGGAUUCAGAGUCCAUCUUUGUCAACUUUCCUGGCAACAGUAACUGGCAUGCAGACCCCUCUCAGAUGGAGCUGGUCUAAUGCAUGCCAUGGUGUUGUACUGAUCAUGACCUGAGAUUUUAUGAGCUUUAAUUUGAAGAACAAGAUAAACAUGCCGAAAAUGCCUGUGUAUGUUUUCCAGCCACAUGGUUAGGCCUUUUAAAAUGUAUUUGCCAUAUUUUUUCAGCUAUUUGCACUCAUUAAAGAUCUUUAAACACAUGUAUGACCGUGAUGAAAAGACAAUAAUUGG
This is a messenger RNA of Alosa alosa (allis shad), 1336 nucleotides long. RefSeq names its product E3 ubiquitin/ISG15 ligase TRIM25-like. Gene Ontology annotation, molecular function: zinc ion binding. The transcript has 5 exons. The record is from RefSeq and is a predicted model, not a curated record. NCBI's taxonomy places the organism in Eukaryota, Metazoa, Chordata, Actinopteri, Clupeiformes, Clupeidae. Bases 35 to 976 code for a protein of 313 amino acids.